Molecule: messenger RNA, 1347 nt
Organism: Onychomys torridus (southern grasshopper mouse)
Lineage: Eukaryota; Metazoa; Chordata; Mammalia; Rodentia; Cricetidae
Gene: Tmem184a
Product: transmembrane protein 184A
Exons: 9
Coding region: 1-1347 (448 amino acids)
Biological process (GO): transport
Cellular component (GO): early endosome membrane
Molecular function (GO): transporter activity
Source: RefSeq, a predicted model, not a curated record
AUGACCAGCCAGGCUUCCCCAGAGGAGGCUAGGCCUCCCAGGCCUGGGCCAAAGAGCUUCCUGCUCACAGAGAUGAGGAAUGCAUCAGGGUUUCUGAAAACAGCCGGAGCUCCCCUGGUGUCAACAACCUGGCUUCCGCCCAGCCCCCCUCCGGCAAUGCCCACAGUGGCAGCCGGGCCGCAGAUGGAGCGCGUCGACAAUGGCUCGCAGGGACCCCCCCAGCUCUUCCUCACCAGCGCAUUGGCCCGAGGCGUUUCAGGCGUAUUUGUAUGGACUGCUCUGCUGCUAACCUGCCACCAGAUCUACUCCCACUUGCGUUCCUACACCGUCCCGAGAGAGCAGCGCUUCGUCAUCCGCCUCCUCUUCAUUGUGCCCAUCUACGCCUUCGACUCAUGGCUCAGCCUCCUCCUCCUCGGGGGCCAUCCAUACUAUGUAUACUUCGACUCUGUGAGAGACUGCUACGAAGCAUUUGUCAUCUACAGUUUCCUGACCUUGUGCUUCCAAUAUCUGGGGGGAGAGAGCGCCAUCAUGGCUGAGAUCCGUGGCAAGCCUAUCAGGUCCAGCUGCUUCUAUGGGACCUGCUGCCUCCGCGGCAUGUCCUACUCCAUCACUUUCUUACGUUUCUGCAAACAGGCCACACUACAGUUCUGCAUCGUGAAACCAGUCAUGGCUUUGAUCACCAUCAUCCUCCAGGCUUUCGACAAAUACCAUGAUGGGGACUUCAACAUCCACAGCGGCUACCUGUAUGUGACCCUCGUGUACAACGCCUCGGUUAGCCUGGCUCUCUACGCUCUGUUCCUUUUCUACUUCGCUACCAGGGACCUCCUCAGGCCCUUCGAGCCAGUGCUCAAGUUUCUCACCAUCAAAGCCAUCAUCUUCCUCUCCUUCUGGCAGGGGAUGCUGCUGGCCAUCUUGGAGAGGUGUGGGGUCAUCCCCGAGGUCCAGGCUGUGGACGGCACCAGGGUGGGGGCUGGUACCCUCGCCGCUGGCUACCAGAAUUUCCUCAUCUGUAUCGAGAUGCUGUUUGCCUCACUUGCACUGCGCUAUGCCUUCCCUAGCCAGGUGUACUCAGAGAAGAAGAACUCACCAGCCCCACCAGCACCUAUGCAGAGCAUAUCCAGCGGCUUAAAGGAGACUAUCAGCCCACAGGACAUCGUCCAGGAUGCCAUUCAUAACUUCUCACCAGCAUACCAACAGUAUACACAGCAGUCCACACACGAAGCUCCUGGGCCUGGCCAGGGUGGGCACCCAUCACCCAGCACCCAUCCUGGCCCAGCUGGCUCUGGAGGGGGUAAGAAGAGUCGCAACAUAGAGAAACGCAUGCUGAUUCCCUCAGAGGACCUGUAG